This is a messenger RNA of Phalacrocorax carbo (great cormorant), 1106 nucleotides long. The record is from RefSeq and is a predicted model, not a curated record. NCBI's taxonomy places the organism in Eukaryota, Metazoa, Chordata, Aves, Suliformes, Phalacrocoracidae.
GGGCGCGGGGAGGGCGGGGCGGGGAGGCUCCGCCCACCUCCGCCAUGGCUGCCUCGCUGCGCGCGCUCCUCCGUCCCGCCGCCGCCGCGCGCCUCCUCGCGCUCCUCCCGCCGCGCCCCCGCCCCCUCCCCGGGGCGCGGGGCUGCAGUGCCGGGACCCCGUUCCAGUACCUGACAAUGCAGAAGACGGGGAUGCAGCAGAGCGUGGGCCUGAUCCAGCUGAACCGGCCGCAGGCGCUCAAUGCCCUCUGCGAGGGGUUGAUGGAGGAGCUGCGGAGGGCACUGGAGGCCCUGGAGAGUGACCCGCAGGUGGGGGCCAUCGUCAUCACUGGCAGCCAAAAAGCCUUUGCAGCUGGUGCAGACAUCAAGGAGAUGCAGAAUAAAACUUUCCAGGAGUGCUACAGCGGCAGCUUCCUCAGUGGUUGGGACAAGGUCUCCACCAUCCGCAAACCCAUCAUCGCUGCCGUGAACGGCUACGCCCUGGGUGGUGGGUGCGAGCUGGCCAUGAUGUGCGACAUCAUCUACGCUGGGGAGAAGGCGCAGUUCGGGCAACCUGAAAUCCUGCUGGGAACCAUCCCAGGCGCUGGAGGGACACAGAGGUUGACCAGGGCAGUGGGGAAGUCACUGGCGAUGGAGAUGGUCCUCACCGGGGACCGGAUUUCAGCAGCAGAAGCAAAGGAGGCAGGUCUGGUCAGCAAGGUCUUCCCUGUGGAAAAGCUGCUGGACGAGGCCAUUGCCUGCGCUGAGAAGAUCGCCAGCAACUCCAAGCUGGUGGCCGCCAUGGCGAAGGAGUCAGUCAACGCCGCCUUUGAGACGACGCUGGCGGAGGGGAACAGGACGGAGAAGCGGCUUUUUUAUGCCACUUUUGCCACCGGCGACCGCAAGGAGGGGAUGACAGCAUUCGUGGAGAAGCGGAAGGCAGACUUCACUGACAGUUAAGCCCGGGGUGGUGCAGGUCCCCACAGCCACCUGCUCCCCAUCAGUCCCCCGUGUCACCCCGCGGAGGGGGUCCGGGAGCCGGUGGCGAGUGACCCUUGCUUGGGGUGAGACAACCAGUAGCAAGAACCGCCUUUGCCAUCGCUAUUAAAAGGUUUUCCUGGCGCUUCA